This is a messenger RNA of Arabidopsis arenosa, 6554 nucleotides long. The record is from the annotation of a GenBank genome assembly. Lineage: Eukaryota; Viridiplantae; Streptophyta; Magnoliopsida; Brassicales; Brassicaceae.
AGAAACAAAGGGAUCUCUUCCUCGGAUACACAGUUUAAUUUGAAAUCAGAGUAAGAUCUCUCAAAACCUAAAUUCCCAGCGAUUUUGAUGGAGACGGAGCUUGAGCCGAGAGUGAAACCACUUCCGUUCAAGGUCAAAGCGAUGUCGCGCGAGUCAUCUUCGCAAAAAGCGGCUCAGGUGCUUGAACCCGAUCUUCGUUCCCACUGGUCAACGGGAACCAACACCAAGGAAUGGAUAUUGCUUGAACUCUCGGAACCAAGUUUGUUAUCACGUGUAAGGAUAUACAAUAAGUCUGUUCUUGAAUGGGAAAUAUCAGUUGGUUUACAAUACAAGCCAGAAGCAUUUGUGAAAGUCCGCCCUCGCUGUGAAGCACCUCGACGCGAUAUGGUUUAUCCAGUGAACUACACUCCGUGUCGUUACGUUCGAAUUUCUUGCUUACGGGGCAAUCCGAUAGCCAUAUUUUUCAUCCAACUUAUCGGGAUAUCAGUUCCAGGUCUGGAACCAGAAUUUCAGCCUGUUGUCGAUCAUCUGCUUCCACAUAUUCUCUUGCAUAAGCUAGAUGCUCAUGAUAUGUAUCUUAAGUUUCUUCAAGACAUGACAAGGCGGUUGCAUACCUUCCUUCCCCAACUUGAGGCAGACCUUUCCAGCUUUCAAGAUGACGUUGACUUUAAUCUUCAUUUCCUUGCCAUGCUUAACGGCCCCUUUUUCCCAAUACUCCAGUUUCUAAGCGAGAGAGAAAUUGCAAGAACUUCGAGCACCAGUGUUGUUACCGUCUCUUCUAACUUUGAGCCUAGAAGGUCACGUGGUCCUUCAUCUGUCACUUUCUCUGCAUCCAGUUCAGCUGCAUUUUGGCAAGAUGCCAUAUUUUUGCUUCUGAGAAAGGCGUUAAAAGAUCCUCAUCUGGGAAUUGUUUGUAGAAUGGGUUCCAAAAUCCUAGAGAAGCUUAAUGAAUAUACAUCUCAAGAAGAAUCAUCUGAUGCUGGAGGCACUUCUAAAUUGGACGAGCAAACCUCAAAAUCGGAACCAUUUUCUAACAAAGACCAAACCGAUUAUUCAAGUUUGUUUGGAGAGAAGAGUAGCUUGCUUGCCUCUGAAUUUAACUGUUGCAUCAUCAAUAUCAAUAUUUUAGACACGUCUGCGGUGGAGGAAGGAAUUCUGCACAUUCUCUUUUCUUGUGCUGCACAGCCUGCACUCUGCCGUAGAUUAUCUGAGAACCCCUCAAACCUCUGCUUUGCCCUACCGCUUGUGCAAGCCUUAUUGCCAGCACUUCGUCCAUACGGAAGCAGCUCAUGUGAUCACAUAAGUGAUUUUUCAUUAUGGGGGCAAGCUUCUGUUCAGCAGGCUUUAUCACAGAUAGUUCUGAUGUCAUCUUCACCAUCAUACCAUCCGCUACUUAAGGCUUGUGCUGGUUAUCUGUCAUCUUUUUCGCAAUCUCAUGCUAAGGCGGCAUGCCUUCUAAUCGAUCUUUGUUCUUCCAUUUUAGCUUCUUGGACAGCGCAAGUGAUUGCAAAGGUUGAUCUAAGUAUAGAGCUUUUAGAAGAUCUUUUGGGCACACUUCAGGGUGCUAGCCAAUCAAUGGCUUCUGCUCAUGCUGCAAUCAAAUACAUUGUUCUUGCUCUGGCUGGUCACAUGGACAAUAUUUUAGGGAAGUACAAGGAAGUUAAGCACAAAAUUCUUUUCCUCUUGGAGAUGUUGGAGCCAUUUCUGGUUCCUGCUAUGUGUCCAGUUAAGGGUGGAAUAAUAUUUGGUGACACCACAUUUACUAAGAAAGAGGAGGAGAAUUGCGCUAUUGCCCUCGAUAUUAUCCGUAUUGCAGUGGAAAAGCCAGCCGUUCUUCCUUCCCUUGAAACGGAAUGGCGACAUGGUUCAGUUAGUCCUAGUGUCCUCCUCUCCAUACUUGAUCCUCAGUUAGAUUUACCAACUGGAAUUGAUCUUUGCAAGCCUGCCAGCAAAAGUAUAGAGUUUGAUCCAUCCUCUACAUCAAAUGUUCCCUGUCAAGUAGGACUUAAAAAAUCUCCUAAGCAAGUUGACACUGACAGUAGAGCAGAUGUUUCUGAUUCGACAAUCAAGGUUGAUGUUUAUGACGAUGUAAGACUCUAUUUUGCUCCUCAAGAACUUCGUAGUUUGUCAUUGACAAACACUAAUUUAAGUUGCAACAAAGCUGUCAGAGAUGUAAUGGCUGAAAAGAAAGAUGAUGACGAAAAAUUUACCCUCUUAUCGCCAAGUGGGUUGGUGUUGGAUUCUGAUCUUGGUACCAAGUUCUUCAACCUGCAAGCUGACUCUUUUCAACUUGAGAACAUUCAAGAUUGUGAGAUCAAGGCUUCUGAGUUCAAACGUUUGGCCCAUGAGUUACAAGCGCACGAUUCCAUUUCUAGCGAAGGUCAUGAUGCUGCAGUCGAUGCUUUGCUAUCUGCCGCAGAGUGCUAUGUGAAUCCUUUUUUCCUGAAAUCCGUUGGGGACGGUUCAAAUUUGGUAAAGGAGUUUGAGAUAACCAAAGCUCGAAACCAGAAAGAGCUUAAGCCAAGGAGUGGUGCAGAGAAGAAACAUGUCAGCAUUGAAACAAUUGCUAAGCUUGAAAGACAAAGAGAUGUAAUCGUUUUUCAAAUUCUGCUUGAGGCUGCAAAGUUAGACAGAAAGUUCAAGUUGGAGCUGUCGACCAAAGAAAUGCACAGCUCUGCCGAAGUGUGUGAUGAAACUGUUAUUGAUCUAUCUCCCAGUGAUAUGAUAUCUCUGGAUGCGAUCACUCUGGUUCGGCAAAACCAGGCUCUGAUAUGUAAUUUUCUUGUUCAGCGACUCAUGAAGGAUCAGCAUUCUCAUCAUGAGACUCUUAUGCAUUGCUUGGUGUUUCUCCUGCGUUCAGCUACCAAGCUAUUCUGUCCACCUGAAGAUGUGAUUCAUAUCAUCAUACAAUCAGCUGAUUACCUCAGUGUGAUGUUAACAUCUAUUCAUCAUCAUCUCAGGGAAGAGAAUUAUCGGUUAAGACCAGAAAAAGGUGUUGUGAUUCAACGCCGCUGGCUGCUACUGCAGAAAUUGGUAAUUGCUUCUAGUGGAAGUGCUGGCGACUUUGAUUCUACAGAAAAAGUUGAGGAUUGUUUUAUGCGUCAAAGUUUUAUUCCAUCCAUAACUUGGGUGCAGAAAAUAACACCACUUUCCCACUCUAGCUCGGCCGUUGUUCGUUUUGUGGGCUGGAUGGCAGUAUCUCGUAUUGCGAAACAGUUCAUUAGUGAUAGAAUUUACCUUGUGUCUGAUCUGUCCGAGUUAACUGGCUUAUUAUCAAUUUUCGCUGAUGAGCUCGCUGUAGUACAUAAAUAUAUUGAUCCAGAAACUGGUAAUAUGAACACAGAAUUUGCCUGUCAAAAAGAGUCAGCUGGGGAAGCUUCUGAACAUAGUGAUUUUCAUGUCAUAUACCCGUAUCUUGGUAUGUUUUUUCCGCAGAUGAAGAAACAAUUCCAAGUCUUUGGAGAAGUCAUUUUAGAAGCUGUCAGUUUGCAACUGAGAUUGCUUUCUUCCGCGGCAUUGCCUGACAUCUUGUGCUGGUUUUCUGAUUUGUGUUCAUGGCCUUUUUCUGACAAAGGGGAAGUUGGCAAGAUGAAUUCUGAUUUUUUCAAAGGUUAUGUUGGGAGAAACACCAAAGCAGUAAUACUCUAUAUAUUGGAAAGCAUUGUGAAAGCACACAUGGAAGCUAUGGUUCUGGAAAUACCUCGAGUGGUUCAAGUGUUAGUAUCACUUUGCAAGGUCUCAUAUUGUGAUGUUUCGUUUCUCAACUCUAUGUUACUUGUGCUGAGACCGAUUAUUACACAUGCAUUGCAAAAAGCGUCAUCUGUGGAAAAAGUAACUGCUGAUGAGACUUGUCUUGAUUUUGAAACAUUGUGCUUUGAGGAGCUUUUCAAAUGUAUCAGACAGAGGGAUGAGAGUCAAAAUACUUGCAUGGGGAAAACAUCCACCAUGUCUCGGACUAUAUUUGUUCUAGCUUCUGUUUUACCAGAUCUAACUUUCCAAAGAAAACGGGCCUUCUUGCAGUCUUUAAUGCAGUGGACUCACUUUCCUGACUUUGAGCCAACAUCUUCCUUCCAUGAUUAUCUCUGUGCUUUUCAGGCCGUCUUAGACAGUUGCAAACUUUUCUUAAUGCAGAGUUUACAGGCAUUUGGUUGUUUCUCCAUUCGGUUUCCAGGUAUUUCCGGUCCUCAAACAGUCUGUAACAAGAACCCUCUCAAAAGAACAUUGUUUCUUAAGGAAAUCAUACUGAAUUCAUCCAAUGUUUCCGGUAGUCAAUAUAUCAACAAAGAUAAUGCUUUUGUUUCAACCCAAAACGUUAAACUACUCUCAAGUGAGGUCGAAGGGUUUACCAAGGACUUGGAGGAUUUAAUUGUCUGUCUCCAAGUGACAAUUGAAAAAUGUUGGAGUCUUCACUGUCAACUGUCUAAGAAGCUCACUAAUAUCUCAGCAGAAUGCUUUGUGUACUUGAGGUGCUUGGCUUCAGCUUCUGCUGUAUCUCAGAAUUGUGAAGAGGACAAUAAUGAAAACCUUGAUUCCGACAGGUUUUUAGACCAUUGUAAAAGAAGUCUGGAAGGACUUGCUGAAAGGAUUCUUAUUCUGCAAGAGAACCACUGCUGGGAAGUUUCAUCGACUAUCCUUGACUGCUUGCUUGGGUCUCCUCCAUGUUUCCAGCUUGACAACCUCACUAAUUAUAUAUGCUCUGCCAUAAGAAAGAAUAUAUAUUCUGCUCCCAAGCUUUUAUUGCGUGUCCAAUCUGAUGAGUGGCUGUCAUUGUUGUUUGAAAGGGUCGCACAUGGACUCUGUGAGAGUGAUGUUUCACCUUUAGCUGAUUUGUUUUGUGCCAUGUUGGAUCAUGCUGAACCUGAGCAGCGACUGAUAGGCCUCCGGCAUUUAUGUAAGCUGCUCGGAAAAGAUAUGGAUGAUGAAGUAGCUGUAAAGUCCUCGAUACUCUGCCAUAAACCUCUCGGAAUUGUUAGUUCUGUACCACAGCCAACAUUGUCACUUUUGGUUGGGGGUACAUGGGAUUCUGUUGUUUUGAGGGCAUCGUCAGAUACAUCAAUCACAAUACAGACUUGUGCUAUGGCACUCCUAGUAGAUUUUAUCCCUUAUGCUAGCCGAAAACUACUGCAAACAUUUCUGUGUGCAUCUGAUAGUGUCCUCCAUUGUUUUGGAAAGGCUGGGGGAUCAUUGGGGGAAGGACCACUGCUGAGGCUCUCGCUAGCAAUUAUUGCUAGCUGUUGUCUUUAUUGUUCAAGUGAAGAUUUGGCAUUGAUUCAUCAAAGUGUUUGGAAAAGCAUCGAGAUUCUAGGUUCCUCAAGAACCGAUGGCAGAUUGGAGCUAGUUGAAACAAAAGCUUGCCAACUAUUGUGCAGAUUUAGAAAUGGAGAAGAUGAAGCAAGAGAGGUUCUCAGAGAGGUGGUUUCUUCUAGUUUUGAAGUUGAAGACAAUCUGGAUUUUGGGUCUACACGUCAAUCAAUUCUUGAGGUGCUCUCUAGUCUAUCUUCUGUUGAGUCAUACUUUGAGCUUCUUGCAAAGAAAGUUGAUGAGGAGACUAUUGAACUAGAGGAGGCUGAGAUGGAAUUGGAUAUCGUAAGGAAAGAGCAAAAUGUACCGGAUAUAUUGGGUUCCAAAGAAAACCAUCAACUUCCUCACGUUACAUCCUCGAGAAAGCAUGAUAAUCGCCUUCAGCAGAUCAAGGACGACAUAUAUGCACUGGAAAAGGCAAAACUUCGAGAAGACUUAGUUGCCCGCAGGCAAAAGAAAAUUCUUAUGUGGCGUGACCGACAGAAGUAUUUAGAAGAAACAGCUUUACGAGAAGCUGAACUCCUUCAAGAAUUGGACAGGGAGAGGGCAGCUGAAGCAGAAAAGGAGAUAGAGAGACAACAGGCUCUAGAACUCGAAAGAGCCAAAACAAGGGAUCUGCGACACCAACUGGAGAUGGAGAAGGAGAGGCAAAUGCAGGCAAAAAUCUCUAUUUCGCUUCCACCUUGUUCUAUGCAUGAUCGCAUUAUAGAGCUUCAACGUGAAUUGGAGCAGGCAGAGUCAGGAUUAAGAUCAUCACGGCGAGACUCGUCUGCUUCCCACAGUGGUAGACCUAGGGAAAGGGUUCGAGAAAGAGAUAAUGGGCGGUCGGGAAGUGAAGGAAGCACGAGAGGGCAAGAAACUGUGAAUACGCCAACAAUGGUUCUGCCUGGGUCAAGGUCAUUCUCUGGCCAGCCUCCAACAAUCCUUCAAUCACAUGACCGCUUAGAAGAGUAUGACGAAACACUUGAAGGAAGCAGAGACUCGGGAGAUACAGGAAGUGUCGGGGAGCUGGAGAUGGGCUCUGGUUUUGAAGGGCAGUCUGGUCAGCGACUAAGCGGGUCAAGAGGAGGAAGCAAAUCGAGACAGGUGAUUGAAAGAAGAGAAAGAAGUGAAAGUGGUAGGCGUGAAGGGAAAUGGGAAAGAAAACACUGAGAGAUUCCCAGUGAGCUGUGUAUCAAAGUUACAAAUUCGACCUGCUUUUCUCUUCUCUCCGACCAUUUUUUAUCUCUACUUUAUAAAACGAUACCAGGUUU